AUUAAGAUACAAUGUUGUUUGCGCGGUAUCUUGUCUUGUUUUAUUCGCUCUUCUCUUUCACAUAUACUAUAUGCUUUUCAGAAAUUCAACCAAAGUGUCAUGAAGAUGAAAGUCAUGCCUUGUUGCAAUUUAAGAAAGGCUUUGUCAUCGAUAAGUCUGCCUCUUGGAAUCCUCUGAGUUAUCCUAAAACAACAUCAUGGAAUGCAACCGUUGAUUGUUGUUCAUGGGAUGGCAUUCAAUGUGAUGAGCACACAGAUCAUGUGAUUCGCGUUGAUCUUAGUAGCAGCCAAGUCUUUGGUCCAAUGGAUACAAAUAGCAGCCUUUUUCGCCUUGUGCACCUUCAAAAUCUUGAUCUUUCUGAUAAUAAUUUCAAUUACUCUCAAAUCCCGUCCAAGAUAGGUGAGCUUUCGCAAAUAAGACAUCUGAACCUUUCUCAUGCCAUAUUUUCCGGAGAAAUUCCACCACAAAUUUCACAGUUGUCCAAGUUGUCAACUCUUGAUCUAGGCUUAAAUGCUAUAUCAAGCCCUAAAGGAAGUGCAGUUAACCUGUUGCAAUUGAAAUUGUCUAGUCUUAGAAGCAUAAUUCAAAACUCAACAAAACUUGAAAUGCUCCUACUUAGUUAUGUGACAAUUUCAUCUACUUUACCCGACACACUCACAAAUCUAACUUCAUUGCAAACACUAUCUCUUUACAAUUCUGAACUGUAUGGUGAUUUUCCAGUUGGAUUUUUUCAUCUUCCAAACUUGAAAUAUUUGGAUUUGAGAUAUAAUCCAAAUCUCAUUGGUAGGUUGCCUGAGUUUCAGUCUAGUUCACUCAACAGCUUGGAACUUGAUAAUACCGGUUUAUAUGGUGCAUUACCAGUAUCCAUUGGAAAUCUUAGUUCUUUAAGUACCCUAUCAAUUUUUGGUUGCCUUUUUUCGGGGUAUAUACCUUCUUCACUUGGCAACCUCACACAACUCAAGUAUCUAAUCCUUGGGUAUAACAAAUUUAAGGGCGACCCUUCUGCAUCCCUGGCAAGUCUUACCAAACUAAGAUAUUUGUAUGUCAAUGCCAAUGAAUUUACCAUUGAGAGCAUGUCAUGGAUAGGUAAACUCUCAUCAAUAACUGAACUUGAUAUAUCCUCAAUAAAUAUUGGCAGUGACAUCCCAUUAUCUUUUGCAAAUCUUACCCAACUACAAUAUUUUGUAGCUGAAAAUAGUAAUAUGAAGGGUGAAAUUCCAUCUAUUAUAAUGAACUUAACCAACUUAGCCUACUUAUCCCUAUAUGAAAAUAACCUUCAUAGUGAAAUCCCAAAAUCUCUCUUUAGACUUGCAAGUCUUGAAAAACUUUACCUAGACAAUAAUUUGUUGCAUGGAAAGUUGGAUCUCGACAUGUUUUUGGAUCUCAAAAAGCUAACUGUUCUUAAUUUAUCAUUCAACAAAUUGUCAUUGUUUAGUGGGAAAAAUUCUUCUAAUGCCACCAAUUCUCUAAUCUAUAUCUUAAGCUUGGCAUCAUGCAAUAUUGUCGAGAUUCCAACAUUUAUAAGAGAUCUUGGUGAUCUCGGAGACCUUUCCUUGUCAAACAACAAUAUAACUUCAUUACCUAGUUGGUUGUGGAGAAAAUCAAGUCUACAAAGCUUAAAAAUUUCCCACAGUUCAUUGAUAGGAGAAAUAUCCCCAUCCAUAUGCAAUCUCAAAUCACUCAUCCAUCUUGAUUUAUCGUUCAAUAAUUUAAGCGGCAAUGUUCCCUCAUGUAUUGGUAACUUUAGUCGAUAUCUACAAAUUUUGAUGUUUAAAGGGAACAAUUUGUCUGGUCUCAUUCCACAAACGUACCUGAUGGAAAACAACAUUCAGAUGAUUGAUUUCAGCGACAACAACCUUCAAGGUCAAUUGCCAAGACCAUUGGUCAAUUGUGGUUUGCUAGAGUACUUUGAUAUUAGCCAUAACAAUAUCAACGAUUCAUUUCCAUUCUGGCUGGGAGAUUUACCCGAGUUGAAGGUAUUGGCUUUAAGGAACAAUAAAUUUCAUGGAGACAUUCAGUGCUCUAGCAACAUGACAUGCACAUUUCCCAAGCUUCACAUCAUUGACCUUUCUCACAAUGAAUUCUCUGGCGUUUUUCCAUCAGAUAUGAUUCAAAGUUGGAAUUCAAUGAAAGUUUCUAACACAAGUCAAUUACAGUACGAGCAAUGGGUUAUUUAUAUAUUUUCUAAGAACAAGAGAGACUAUUGGAUAGAAGCAAACACUUAUUCAUUCGCGUUAACAAACAAAGGAGUGGUGAUGGUUUAUGAGAGUAUUCAAGAGUUUUAUAGCAUGAUAGCCAUUGAUAUAUCAAGCAACAAAAUCAGUGGAGAGAUACCAAAAGUCAUAGGAGACUUACAGGGUCUUGUUUUGCUAAACUUAUCGAAUAACAUCCUUACUGGAAACAUUCCAAAUUCCCUAGGAAAACUUUCAAACCUUGAAACACUCGAUCUUUCUCGUAACAAUCUUUUAGGGAAGAUUCCACAACAGUUGUCAGAACUCACAUUUCUGGAGUUUUUCAAUGUGUCCUUCAAUAAUCUCUCAGGUCCUAUACCUCAGAAUAAUCAGUUUUCAACAUUCCAAGGUGAUUCAUUCGAGGGUAACAAAGGUCUAUGUGGGGAUCAAUUGUUGAACAAGUGUUCUGAUCAAGCGGGGCACCCGUUUUCUCCACCUACUUCAGCCUCUGAUGACGACAAUAACUCGGAAUCUCUAUUUGAAUUAGACUGGAAAAUAGUUCUGAUUGGGUAUGUUGGUGGACUUGUUGCUGGAGUUGCAUUGGGGAACACUUACUAUCAUCAGCUGCUUGGAUGGCUAAAAAGGAUCUUGUGAGUUGAGGAUGCACUCACUGCCAUUAAGGAUAUUGUCGGUUUCAACGAAUAUUACAAAGAGGAGGAGCGUUAUACUCCAACUACAAAUAAAAACCCUUGCAGAGGGUGCGCUUUAGUCUUUUUUUUCUAAGAGUAGUAUUGUUGUAUUGUAUUGCACUGUAUUGCACUGUAUUAUAUUGUAUUGCAUCGUAUUGUAAUAUAAUGUAAACAUGCUUUUAUCUCCUCAACUUUGUGCAUCUG
Vicia villosa (hairy vetch) is the source of this 3064-nucleotide messenger RNA. RefSeq names its product receptor-like protein 6. The transcript has 2 exons. NCBI's taxonomy places the organism in Eukaryota, Viridiplantae, Streptophyta, Magnoliopsida, Fabales, Fabaceae. Gene Ontology annotation, cellular component: plasma membrane. Gene Ontology annotation, molecular function: protein binding. Bases 12 to 2825 code for a protein of 937 amino acids. The record is from RefSeq and is a predicted model, not a curated record.